AUGUGUCUGCUGCUGGGGCCCUCGGGCGUCGGGAAGACGCUGUUGGUGAAAAGGCUGCUGAAGCUGAGCUCCGGGGAUGGAAAGGGCGACCUGGGCGACCCGCCGCCGACGCGGCCCACGGUGGGCACCGACCUGACGGACAUCGUGGUGCCGAGAAGGAUCACCGUUCGGGAGCUGGGGGGCUGCAUGGGACCCAUCUGGCCCAGCUACUACGGAAGUUGCCGUUGUCUCCUGUUCGUGAUGGAUGCCGCUAACCCCACUCAGCUGUCUGCGUCCUGCGUGCAGCUCCUGGGUCUCCUUUCUGCAGAAGGACUCGCAGAAGCAUCGGUCUUGAUACUCUUCAAUAAGAUUGAUCUGCCCUGUUACAUGACUGUGGAGGAGAUGAAGUCCUUGAUGAGGCUCCCAGACAUCAUUGCUUCCGCCAGGCAGAACGUCAGCACGGUGGAGAUCAGCGCCCGCAGGGGCACUGGCUUGCCGGCAGUGCUGCGCUGGCUCCAGGACGCCCACCGAGCCGACGGCUGACCCGCUGCCAGGAGUAGCGCCACUGGCUGGCCCUGGGGAGGAGGCUGAGAACAGCUCUGCUUGGCCUCCCGCAAUCUGUUCUUACAGGGACAGGAUGGCCCCACAGAAGCCUAGGGGAUGGACUUCUGGCCCGAGUUGCAGUGCUGUGUAAACGGAGGAACCCCGGUUCCAGAAACUCUAGACAGCUGGCCUCUGAAAGAGAUCGUCCCCAGGGCUGGAAGGCGGACAGGGUGUCCUAUGCCCGUGCUGGGCUGACGCUACUGGGGUGGAUUCCCUUUCCCAGAGGUGUCUGGACUGCACAGCCCCACAAACACGGUCUCUUAAUGUGGUACAGGCUGUACCUGCUGAGUCUGUGACAGGCUGACAACACGGCCCCACUGUACGAGGCAGUCGUCAGGAAGGUCUGAGCGCGGUCAGGAUGAGAACGGUGUUUCACUGGUUCCUCUGCUCAGUGCACGGUCGGCCGUCGCGGAGGAGGGCGCAGUGGUCCUGCAGGCACGGCAGAACACGAAGGCGGAAGAGGAGGAUCCAGAGACAGGGAGAGAGGCUAUACCGUACCUCACACCUUCCACCCGUUGGCUUCACCACGUAUGUGAGUUUGUCUUAAACAUCCAAAAGCAAGAGCCAGCCCAGUAAUGCACAGUUCAAACCGGGGCCAGUGUGCACCCUCUCCUCUCACUUUCUCUGCCUCUUUCUGUCGCUAUGUCUUCGGCGGUCAUAUAACCCCCAAAGAAAAGCAUGAGGAUUACAAAGAAAUUAUAAAACUUGUAUUUGGGAAGACAAAUGUAUAUACACGAAACACCAACAUGCCGGACUCCCUUCCCCCAAAUGACCCAACUGUUAUCUCUGGCACAGGCUGACAGGUGGGCACCCAACCUGGCCUCUGGGUGAGGGGUUGGAAAGGUGAGCUGUUCCGGGGCAGGUGGGGGGGUGGUGUCUGAUCAAGUCCCUCCUUAACCUCCAGAAAACAUCCACUUCUCUCCCCCAGUUUCUGCACUCCCGUCCAAGAAACGGCCGUUUCUCACUUGCAAGACCUGACCUACCCUGUCCGCUCCCUCAAACCGUUACACAGGGAUCUUUUCUCAAAGUCAGUCUGAACCCACCAUCCUUUCUGAUGGAGCUCCAUGGCUUGGGAGGGGAACCAACAAUGCUCACAGGAGGCCCUGAAACCACACUGCAUCUGCCAACCCCUCGGUGGCCCCGGUGACACCAGGCUUGGUCAGCACUCCACAGCUCCCGC
This is a messenger RNA of Enhydra lutris kenyoni (northern sea otter), 1762 nucleotides long. It is a transcript of the gene ARL16, whose product is annotated as ADP ribosylation factor like GTPase 16. Gene Ontology annotation, molecular function: GTPase activity; GTP binding. The record is from RefSeq and is a predicted model, not a curated record. NCBI's taxonomy places the organism in Eukaryota, Metazoa, Chordata, Mammalia, Carnivora, Mustelidae. Bases 1 to 522 code for a protein of 173 amino acids. The transcript has 6 exons.